Molecule: messenger RNA, 3582 nt
Organism: Apus apus (common swift)
Lineage: Eukaryota; Metazoa; Chordata; Aves; Apodiformes; Apodidae
Gene: KLHDC7A
Product: kelch domain containing 7A
Exons: 1
Coding region: 91-3015 (974 amino acids)
Molecular function (GO): protein binding
Source: RefSeq, a predicted model, not a curated record
AGUCACCUUGCCCCAAAACCUUCAGCUGCAACGCUCUGGGCUUCGCUCGACAAUCAUUAAUCGGCUUCUCCAUAUUCCUGGGAUGGAAAAAUGCCCCAGCGGGUAACCCUGCCCUGGCAGUCCGAGAUGCAUCUGGCUGGAAAGCUCGUCCUCUCUGCUGCUGCUCUGCUCCUCCUGACUUUGGCUUACAGGUUUUAUAAGUCCCGCUCUUUUGCCGGGGGGAAAAUCCCACCAGCUGAUGUGGGAGGAGAACAGAAGGCAAAUGGUGCCCGGGAUGGGGAUGGAAAUGGGGAUGGGAACGGGGCUGAGGGGCUGCGGUGGAGGAAGGGGUUUGGUGGGGAAGGGAGGAGAGGUGGUGGGGAUGGAGAAGGCAGAGGGAAAGUGGGUAUUUCUGGGAUGUGGUGGCAAGGGGAGUCAGGGCUGGAAAGGGGUGAGGAGGGGGAGGAAGGAAGGGAGGUGGUUUCUGGGCUGGGGUUGACUUCUAGGAGAGAGGGCACGGGCAGAAAGGGGAGUGAGCUGGGAAGCAAGCUGGGAAGUGAGCUGGGAAGUGAGCUAGGAAGCAAUCUGGGAAGCAAGUUGGAGAGUAAGCUAGGAAGUGAGCUUGGAAGUAAGCUGGGAAGCGAGCUGGCAAGCAAGUCAGGAAACAAACUGGGAAUCAAGCAAGUAAGCAAGCCAGGAAGCAAGCUGGGAAACAAACUAGCAAGCACGGAAGAAAGUGAUCCAGGAAACGAGCUGGGAAGUGAUCUGGAAAGCAAGCCAGGAAGUAAGCUGGGAAGUGAGCAAGGAAGUGAACUGCAACAUAAGUUGGCAAGUAAGCCAGGAAGCAAGAAAGGAAGUGAGCAGGGAAGCAAGCUGGGAAGUAAGUCAGGAAGUGAGCUGGCAAGUGAUCUGGGAAGCAGGAAAGAAAGUGAGCUAGGAAGCAAGUUGGGAAGUAAGCUAGAAAGUGAGCUUGGAAGUAAGCUGACCAGUGAUCCAGGAAGUGAGCUGGGAAGCGAGCUGGCAAGCAAGUCAGGAAAUGAACUCGGAAUCAAGCAAGUAAGCAAGCCAGGAAGCAAGCUGGGAAACAAACUAGCAAUCAAGGAAGGAAGUGAUCCAGGAAACGAGCUGGGAAAUGAGCCAGGAAGCAAACUGGAAAGUGAGCAAGGAAGUGAGCUGCAAAGUAAGCUGGGAAGUAAGUCAGGAAGUGAGCUGGGAAGUGAGAUGGACUCUUCUGACCCUGGGAACACGGCUGAACCAUGGAGCAGCCAUGGGGAGGAGGACACCCUUGCCCUGAGCACUGGGCUUCCCCCUGGGAAGUGGGCAGGUGAGGGACACACCGAGAGCACAGAGCAGGAUUCGGCUGUUGGGGACCCGAGGCAGAAGGCCGAGGAGUGCUGGGGGACAAUUCAGACCCUCAGCAUUGUCUCAGACCUGGGGCUAACGAUGACAACAAGCAACGUGGGGUCAGAUGCCUCCUACUCUUUCUCCUCGGUGGCAAAGAUCCAGGUGGAAGAGAAUUACAUCCCUGAGCAGGGGGUGAGGGACGGGGCUGGGCAGCCAAGUCCUGGCCUCAAAGGCAAAGUCUAUGACUACUACGUCCAGUCCAUCUCCCAUUCAGUGUCAAAGAAGAAGUCUCUUCCCUACAUCCCUCCUGGAAUACUGCAGCACCGCAGCUCAGACAGGGUCAGUGAAGAGCUGCAUGGCUCUGCAACCCAGGAGCCAGAGCCAGCUUUGGUGACACUGAAUCCCAUCACCUCCACCAUAGUCCCACCACCUACAGAGAGCCUGGAGGUCUCCCCUGAGCCACAAUCUCCUGGCCGCAAGGACAGCAUCCUGCAGAUUGCCGACAGUCCCCACCUCCAGCUGCCCAUGGAGGGUUUUGGGGUUGUAGCACCAGCCCUCACACCCCCAGCAAGCCCUCAGCCAGGGCUGACAGCUGAUGCCAACUUCUUCCAAAGACCACCACCCACCCACCUGGACCUGGGAAACUGCUAUGAGGUCCUCCUCAUGGCCAAGGCGCAGAAGAAGGGCGAUCUCCAGGAGGCUGCCUACAAGGUGAUGAGUGACAACUACUUGCAGGUGCUGAGGACACCCUCCAUCUAUGGCCGUCUCAACGCUGGCGAGCGGGAGCUCAUCCUGCGCCGGAGGAUGAAGGGGAAGACGCACGUGGCCGUGGCAGAUGUCAAUGUGCAGGAGCCCGGCCUCCACACCAGCCGCCUCUGCUACUACGACGACACAGGGGACAUCUGGCACCACCUCUGCCAUGUCCCACCAGAGGUGGUCUCCCGGGGCUCCGCCAUGUGCAACAUGUUCAACUACCUCUUUGUGGCGAUUGGCUGUGAGGGCACGGGCCGCAGGCAGAGACCCUCCAACCGCGUCUUCUGCUACAACCCCCUGACCAACAUCUGGAGGGAAAUCUGCCCCCUGAACCAAGCGAGGCCCCACUGCAAGCUCGUGGCCUUGGAUGGCCACCUCUACGCCAUCGGUGGCGAGUGUCUCUACACGGUGGAGCGCUACGACCCCCGGCAGGACCGCUGGACCUUUGCUGCCCCCCUGCCCCAUGACACCUUUGCCGUGGCCCACAUGGCCACGGUGUGUGACGGGGAGAUCUAUGUGACAGGGGGCACCUUGCGCUACGUUCUUCUGCGUUACUCUGCCCGCUCCGACAGCUGGAGGGUCAGCCUGGUUGGUGGGGGCAAGGACAGGACGGUGGAGAUGGUGAGCACCAACGGCUUCAUCUACCGCUUCGACCUCCACCGCAGCACGGGCAUCAGUGUCUACCGCUGUGGAGCCAAGGCCAAGCUGUGGUACGAGUGUGCCACCUACCCCAUGACCGACCCAUCCAGCUUCCAGUGCGCCGUGGUGGGCAGCCUGGUCCAUUGUGUUGGCCGGCACUUCCACGUACGCUUCUUGGCCGACCACAUCUCACCACGCUUCGGGACCAAGGAGCUGCAACCCUUCCCAUCGCCCCGUGGCAGCCUCCUCCUGGCUGUCCUGGUGCUGCCUGAGGGAGGGAUGGUGCAAACACAGGUUUGAUGGACCCAUGCUGGCGUCUCACACAACAAUCAUGGUGGCUUAGACAGGACAUGAUGGUGAAAGCUGGUAGAAGAAGCCACCAGCCCACAACGGACCACGUAGGAAGAAACCAACUCUACCAGGACAAUGUUACCCAUCAAGCAGGCAUCACACGAACCCCCACAAGUAAGGAAGGAGACAAAUUGCCCUUGGAUCCUGCCGGUAAACCCAGCCUUGAAGGCACAAGGAAGAGCAAAGCAGGAGCUGGGUGGACUUGUUUGCUUAGAGGUAUUUAAAUAUAGGCGUGCUUAUUCGGAAACAAAUAAACCCCAGGUCUCUAAAGGCCCCCAGCUGUGCACUGCCCCAGGAGUAGCUGCUUUACACUCUGGGUGGUUAAUGUUGACAUGUAACAGGGGUUGGAGGGUGGAGGAACACAGCAGGGAGGCUUCAUCCCUAAGGAGGUAUCACCCAAAGGUCACUACCCAUCGGCAUCAUGCCAACAUUGAGCCUUCAGGCUUGACAUCACCCCAGGGCUGGGGACAGAGGGUGCCCUGUUCCUACCAGUGCCUUGUUAUCUAUUAAUUUAUC